Messenger RNA from Puntigrus tetrazona (Sumatra barb), 580 nucleotides. Its product is annotated as regulator of nonsense transcripts 2-like. The record is from RefSeq and is a predicted model, not a curated record. The transcript is spliced from 4 exons. The annotation marks the transcript as partial. Gene Ontology annotation, cellular component: cytoplasm; exon-exon junction complex. NCBI's taxonomy places the organism in Eukaryota, Metazoa, Chordata, Actinopteri, Cypriniformes, Cyprinidae. Gene Ontology annotation, biological process: nuclear-transcribed mRNA catabolic process, nonsense-mediated decay.
GCGCAUCCUUCACUCUAAAGGAGAGCUGAGCGAGGACAGACACAAGCAGUACGAGGAGUUCGCCACCUCCUAUCAGAAGCUGCUGGCAAACACACAGACGCUGGCCGAUCUCCUGGACGAGAACAUGCCGGAGCUUCCUCAGGACAAAACCGUCCAGGAAGAGCACGGCCCGGGCAUCGAUAUCUUCACGCCGGGGAAACCGGGAGAGUAUGAUCUGGAAGGAGGGAUCUGGGAGGACGAGGACGCGCGAAACUUCUACGAGAACCUGGUGGAUCUGAAGGCGUUUGUACCCGCUAUCCUCUUCAAGGACAACGAGAAGAGCGGCCAGACCGGCAAAGAAGGACGAGAGGGAAACAGCACUGAGGAGUUGGAGAUGGAGUUGGAAGCGCUGGACAUCACCGAUGAGCCGAUCGAUCUGGACACAGCCGACGAGAAUGAAAGUGAAGAACUGGCCAAAAAGAUACUGGAUGAGCAAGAGCAGGAGGAUGAGGAGGCCAGCACCGGCUCUCAUCUCAAACUCAUCGUGGAUGCUUUCAUCCAGCAGCUCCCAAACUGCAUCAACAGAGAUCUGAUUGACAAG